AGUAAGAAGAAACUCAAAGAUUUUAGGGUCGCAAGCAAUGGUGUCAAAUUCGUGUUACAGUUCUCUGUUUCAGACUAUAAAUACAGCCCCUCUUUUCCUCGGUUUACAAAUACCCAAAUCAUUGUUAGCUUUCGCUAUCACCAAUUUCCCAAAUCAUACCAUCAAGAAACGCCCUGCUUCUGGUACCACUCUUUUUGUCCCCUAUUCAAAAUUUCAAAUCUGUUUUCUUUUUCAAUUUGUUCUGUUUGGAUUCUGAGAAAAUUUGAAGGAAAAAAAGAAAGAAAGUUUUAUUGGCUGACGAAGCUUGAUUUGUUGGUUUCAUAUUUUGGAAUUUUCAGAUUUCGUUCGGAUCGUUCAGUUUGCGUGUUGCCUUCCAAGAGAGGCAGCAAAGUUUCAACUCAGUAUAGAAAGUUACAAGAGGAGAAGAGGGAAAAGGAGAAAGAGAUGACGAUCAAACCGGCGGUUCGGAUCGCCGACAAGAAACUUGUGGUGAAAGAGAGGACAAUCCUCACCGGCGUACCGGACAAUGUGAUCGCCACCUCCGGUUCGGCUUCCGGUCCGGUGGAGGGGGUUUUUGUGGGUGCGGUUUUCGGAGAAGACAACAGCAGGCACGUGGUGAGUUUAGGAACUCUAAGCGACGUACGGUUCUUAGCCUGCUUUAGGUUCAAACUGUGGUGGAUGGCCCAGCGAAUGGGCGACAAAGGGAGAGAUAUUCCUUUGGAAACCCAAUUCCUAUUGGUCGAGACCAAAGAUGGGUCCCACCUCGAAUCCGACGAUGGGGACGAUGACAAUCAGAUCGUCUACACGGUUUUCCUCCCUCUGAUCGAAGGGUCUUUCCGUGCUUGCUUACAAGGCAACGAUCAAGACGAACUCGAGCUAUGUCUGGAAAGCGGCGACGAGGACACCAAAGCGUCGUCGUUUACUCAUUCCGUUUUCAUCCACUCCGGCACCGAUCCCUUCACAACGAUCACGGAAGCGGUCAGGUCGGUCAAACUGCAUUUGAAGACUUUCCGUCAACGGCACGAGAAGAAACUCCCCGGAAUAGUUGAUUACUUCGGUUGGUGUACAUGGGACGCUUUCUACCAGGAGGUAACCCAAGAAGGAGUCGAAGCCGGUCUCGAAUCUCUCGCCGCCGGCGGAACUCCUCCUAAGUUCGUGAUCAUCGACGACGGUUGGCAAUCCGUCGGAGUUGACACCCACGACGACGAUGACGAAAAAAAUCAAGAACAACAACAACAACAAAGACUGCCACGUUUAACCGGAAUCAAAGAGAACUCCAAGUUCCAGAAGAAGGAAGAUCCAGCGGCGGGAAUCAAAAGCAUCGUCAACAUAGCCAAAGAGAAGCAUGGUCUCAAAUACGUGUACGUGUGGCACGCAAUCACUGGGUACUGGGGUGGGGUCAGACCGGGAGUCAAAGAGAUGGAGGAAUACGGAUCGUUGAUGAAAUAUCCGAUGGUGUCGAAAGGAGUGGUGGAGAAUGAGCCCACAUGGAGAACCGACGUACUGGCUGUGCAAGGACUGGGGCUUGUGAACCCGAAGAACGUGUACAGAUUCUACAACGAGUUGCACAGCUACUUGGCGUCUGCGGGAAUAGACGGAGUAAAGGUGGACGUGCAGUGUAUAUUGGAGACUCUGGGUGCCGGGUUAGGAGGUCGGGUGGAGUUAACCCGACAGUACCACCAAGCUCUGGACGCAUCGGUGGCUCGGAACUUCCCGGACAACGGUUGCAUUGCUUGUAUGAGCCACAACACGGAUGCUCUCUACUGUUCCAAGCAAACGGCAGUGGUUAGAGCGUCGGAUGAUUUCUUCCCAAGAGACCCAAUGUCGCAUACCAUCCAUAUCGCUGCGGUGGCUUACAACAGCGUGUUCUUGGGAGAGUUCAUGCAGCCUGAUUGGGACAUGUUCCACUCCUUCCAUCCCGCCGGAGAGUACCAUGCCUCCGCAAGAGCGAUCAGCGGUGGCCCCGUUUAUGUCAGUGAUGCGCCCGGGAAACACAACUUUCAGCUGCUGAAGAAGCUUGUUUUGCCUGAUGGGUCCAUUCUCCGUGCCCGCUUGCCUGGAAGACCAACCAGAGACUGCUUGUUCUCGGACCCGGCUAGAGAUGGAGUGAGCUUGUUGAAGAUAUGGAACAUGAACAAGUACACUGGUGUGCUUGGCGUCUAUAACUGCCAAGGUGCCGCAUGGAGCACCACCGAGAGAAAGAACACCUUCCAUGCAACCAAGUCAGACGCCAUAACCGGCUUCGUUAAAGGUCGUGACGUCCAUUUCAUUUCUGAGGCUGCCACUGAUUCUGACUGGAACGGUGACUGCGCCUUCUACUGUCUCCGUUCCGGGGAGCUCGUUACUCUCCCUUACAAUGCCGCCAUGCCAGUCUCACUUAAGGUUCUCGAGCAUGAUAUAUUCACGGUCACUCCCAUCAAGGUUUUGGCUCCGGGAUUUAGUUUCGCUCCCUUUGGACUGCUCAACAUGUACAAUGCCGGUGGAGCCAUUGAAGGGUUGAGAUACGAAAUCAAAGAAGGUCUUAAGCUCUCGGAGUUGGAGACUGGAUUCGAAGGAGAAGGGAAUGGUGCGAGGGCGGAGAAUCGGAGCUUGGAGCUGGUAGGCGUGGUUCAUAUGGAGGUCAAAGGUUGUGGAAAGUUUGGAGCUUACUCUUCGGUUAAACCAAGGAGGUGCAGAGUGGAGGCCAAUGAGGUUGAUUUCCAGUACGAUUCUUCAUCUGGGUUGGUGACUUUGAAACUGGAUCGUUUGCAUGAUGAGGCUAAAAAUGUCCAUGUAGUUGAGGUUGAGUUAUAAGUAGUAGAUUUAUUUUAUAUUUAUUAGGUUAGAUAAUUGGUAGGUGGGGGGAAUGAGUUUUGAUGGGAUGUAAUUUUAAUAUUUUAAUAUAUAUAUAAAUAUAUUUAAUUUUCGUCCAAUUACUUUUCUUUUUGUUGUCACUUGCGUCCAUGAUGAGCGAAUGUAAUGUCAUAGAGGAAAAGAAAUUUCAAUAAAUUUGUUUAUGUUGCCAA
Molecule: messenger RNA, 3005 nt
Organism: Ziziphus jujuba (common jujube)
Lineage: Eukaryota; Viridiplantae; Streptophyta; Magnoliopsida; Rosales; Rhamnaceae
Product: probable galactinol--sucrose galactosyltransferase 6
Exons: 3
Coding region: 445-2793 (782 amino acids)
Source: RefSeq, a predicted model, not a curated record